UCAUGUUGGUCACCGUGGGGAGGGCAGGGAGGAGGAGGAGGAGGAGGAGGAGGAGGAGGAUGAAGAGGAGGAGGAGGAUGGAGGCCGGCAUGAACGUCCUGCACGACGCGGGCAUCCAGGCCACGCGCUGGCUGCAGGAGCACUUCCAGGGCUCUCAGGACUGGUUCCUCUUCAUCUCCUUCGCUGCCGACCUCAGGAACACUUUUUUUGUCCUUUUUCCUCUCUGGUUCCAUUUCUGUGAGCCGGUGGGCAUCCGGCUCAUCUGGGUGGCCGUGAUCGGGGACUGGCUCAACCUCGUCUUCAAGUGGAUCCUGUUUGGGGAGAGACCGUACUGGUGGGUGCACGAGACGGACUACUACGGCAACGCCUCCGCCCCAGCCAUCCAGCAGUUCCCACUCACCUGCGAGACCGGCCCAGGGAGCCCCUCUGGCCACGCCAUGGGCGCAGCAGGCGUGUACUACGUGAUGGUGACCGCCCUGCUCUCCAUCGCGUCGGGCAAGAGGCAGUCGAAGACGCUGAAGUACUGGGUUUUGUGGACGGUGCUUUGGACGGGCUUCUGGGCCGUUCAGAUCUGCGUCUGUCUGUCCCGAGUCUUCAUCGCUGCCCACUUCCCCCACCAGGUCAUCGCGGGGGUCUUCUCCGGCAUGGUGGUGGCCGAGACCUUCCAGCACGUCCGCUCCAUCUACCACGCCAGCCUCCGCAGGUACCUGGGUGUCACCUCCUUCCUCUUCGGCUUCGCCCUGGGCUUCUACCUGCUGCUGCGGGCGCUCGGCGUGGACUUGCUCUGGACCCUGGAGAAGGCUCAGAGGUGGUGCACCCACCCCGAGUGGGUCCACAUCGACACCACCCCUUUCGCCAGCCUCCUCCGCAACCUGGGCAUCCUCUUCGGGUUGGGGCUGGCCCUCAACUCCCACAUGUACCUGGAGAGCUGCCGGGGGAAGCAGGGCCGGCAGCUGCCCUUCCGCCUGGGCUGUGUCGCCGCCUCGCUGCUCGUCCUGCACCUCUUUGACGCCUUCAGGCCGCCCUCGCACCUGCAGCUGCUCUUCUACGUCCUCUCCUUCUGCAAGAGUGCGGCCGUGCCCCUGGCCACCGUCGGCCUCAUCCCCUACUGCGUCUCCCAGCUCCUGGCCACACAGGACAAGAAGGGCGUCUAGGGGGGGGGGGCUGUGGCACGGGUGUCCCCGCAGGUAACGGCGCGGCCGCCCCGGCUGCGGGCUGGGGGCACGGAGCGGACCGUGGGACCGUGGGGUCUGUGCUGGUUUCUCUCCCCGUUACGGCCGCGUGGACCGAUUCCACCGCCGGUGCUGGAUGUGCCAUGGGUGCUGGUGGCACGAGGGACAGGGGUGGCACCGCCGGGAGCAGGGUGCUGCGCGCCCAUGGGUGCUCAGGGUCUGCUGGCGAGGCGGCUCUGUCACGGGAACAGGCGGGCUGUGGGGGGGGGAGCAGGAUUUGGAGACAAAUACGGGCUUGUGGGAGCCCCCAGGCCCGUAGCCCAUCAGCCCGUGGGCCCCGGUGUUCGGUAUUCGCUGCUGCGUGAAGCAGCGUGGGGUUUAGGGGUGUGUGUGUGUGUGCACGUAUACAGAGGGGAAACAAGGGUGUUUUAUUAAAGCUGGAGGUGUAUUUA
Oxyura jamaicensis (ruddy duck) is the source of this 1624-nucleotide messenger RNA. RefSeq names its product glucose-6-phosphatase catalytic subunit (gene G6PC1). Gene Ontology annotation, cellular component: membrane. Gene Ontology annotation, biological process: glucose 6-phosphate metabolic process; gluconeogenesis. The transcript has 6 exons. Lineage: Eukaryota; Metazoa; Chordata; Aves; Anseriformes; Anatidae. Gene Ontology annotation, molecular function: glucose-6-phosphatase activity. The coding region runs from base 3 to 1154 and encodes 383 amino acids. The record is from RefSeq and is a predicted model, not a curated record.